Hevea brasiliensis (rubber tree) is the source of this 3968-nucleotide messenger RNA. RefSeq names its product probable LRR receptor-like serine/threonine-protein kinase At2g16250. Gene Ontology annotation, biological process: protein phosphorylation. Lineage: Eukaryota; Viridiplantae; Streptophyta; Magnoliopsida; Malpighiales; Euphorbiaceae. The record is from RefSeq and is a predicted model, not a curated record. The coding region runs from base 790 to 3504 and encodes 904 amino acids. Gene Ontology annotation, molecular function: protein binding; ATP binding; protein kinase activity. The transcript has 4 exons.
GGAAAGGGGAGCGUAUUUUUUUACAGGGAGAGAAGGGAAGUCUGUCAGGAGGAGUAGUUCGAGCAUAGCUGGCAGGAGCGGGAUAACCGGAGGUCAAAUUGACCAGCACAAGUCCGGCAGGCGGACGUGGGUUCAGUGUCAGAGCCCAGAGGGGUGAUCACCGGGCUGGGACUCUGGCUCCUGCUGCCUACUAGCCGCUUUCCUUGUUUCUGGAUUUCCAUCUUUCCUGGUUUUCUUUUUUCUUAUUUUUGUUUUUCCUUCCCUUGUGUGAUGGGCAGCUAAAAACUCUUUGCUUUAUGAAUAGUCAGCGCUUAAAAACUCAAAAACCCCAUUUUUAAAGCCCACAAAGAGCAAUAGUAGAGAGAGAGAGAGAGAGAGAGUGUGAUAGUCCAUGGUCCAUUCUUGACCAGCCACAUUUCCUCUUUCUUGUUCUUGUUUUUCUCUUUCUACCUAUCUAACCUCCAUUAGUUUUAAUCAUUAUUUCCUCAUUUUUAUGAUUUUAUCCUUGCUUUUGUCAACUGGGGGAACAGGGAACUGGAACUACACAAAGAGAGUAGGUAGAGAGAGAGAGAGAGAGAGAGAGGGGGGUAGAGAGAAUACUGACUGGUCACCAAUAAUUUUGUUGAAGAGGAGAGAAUCAAAAGAAAAAGAAGGGUUUUUAAUCCAGCUGAGAGUUGGUGACUCCUACCCUUCUCGUUAUGUUUCCUAUUUGGAGUGAAACAGAGAGAGAAGCGCACAUUUGAUAUGAGGAAGAGAAGAUUUGAAUCUGUUAUUCAGUUCCCAUAAGCCAUGUUGGAUCAGCGAAUUGUAGUAGCAUUCGCUUUUCUGCUAUUGCUGUUGAAGUUUCAGCCUGCAUUUCAGCAAGUGGAGACACUGAGUUCGCCAUUUGAACGAGGCGCUCUACUUCAACUCAGAUCCUCUUUGGGUAUAAGAAGCAAGGAGUGGCCUAGAAAAGCAAAUCCUUGCCUGAAUUGGACGGGUAUCACGUGCCAGAACGGGAGUGUUUCUGGGAUUAACAUUUCUGGUUUUAGAAGGACAAGGCUUGGUAAACAGAACCCGCAAUUUUCUGUGGAUGCGCUCGCCAAUCUCACCCACUUGACUACUCUUAACGCUUCUAGAUUCUUGCUUCCUGGUUCCAUCCCAGAUUGGUUUGGUCAAAGCCUUGGUUCACUUCAACUUCUUGAUCUUCGUUUUUGCGGUAUAAGCAAUGCUAUUCCUGCGACUUUAGGGAAUUUAACUAAUAUAACCAGUCUUUAUUUGUCUGGUAAUAAUUUAACGGGUGCAAUUCCCUUCAGUUUGGGUCAAUUGGUUUUGCUUUCGGUUCUUGAUCUUUCGAAGAAUUCGCUUACGGGAUCUAUUCCUGUGUCGUUUGCUUCGCUUGGGAAUUUGACAAGGCUUGAUAUUUCUUCCAAUUUCUUGUUUGGGCCGAUUCCUCCUGGCAUUGGGAUGCUUUUGAAGCUUCAAUAUUUGAAUCUUUCAAGUAACCAGUUAUCAUCUUCAAUACCUGCUCAGCUUGGGGACCUUGGUAUGUUGGUUGACCUUGAUUUCAGUUUCAAUUCAUUGUCUGGGUCAGUGCCAGCAGACUUGAGAGGGUUGAGGAAUUUGAGGAGAAUGCUGAUUGGCAACAAUACUUUCUCUGGGUCCUUGCCAGUCAACUUGUUUCCUUCUUCAAGUCAAUUGCAGUUUGUGGUUUUGAAGGGCAAUGGUUUUGCUGGUGCUCUCCCUGAUAUGCUAUGGAUAAUGCCCGGAUUGCGCCUUCUUGAUAUCUCUGCCAACAAUUUCUCUGGUUUCUUGCCGAAUACUACCUUGAAUGCUAAUGCCAUUUCUGCGGUACUGAAUCUAUCUGGGAAUUCGUUUUAUGGAAUUCUCAAACCUAUACUGAGAAGGUUCCGUUAUGUUGAUCUGUCUGGUAAUUAUUUCGAAGGCAGGGUUCCAGAUUAUGUGCCCAACAAUGCUUCUCUUGUUAGCAAUUGUCUCCAAAAUGUGUCAAAUCAGAGAAGUUUGCAGGAUUGUGCAUCCUUUUAUGCUGAAAGGGGCCUGACUUUUGACAAUUUUGGACUCCCAAAUUCUACACAACCUCCUUCCGGAGAGACUCAAGGGAAGAGCAACAAAAAGGUUAUCAUAUUAGCAAGCGUUCUGGGUGGCGUUGGGGUUAUUGCUCUUUUGACAUUUCUAGUAGUGCUGCUGCUCAUUUGCAUCCGUAGGAGGGGCACUACAAAUCAAAGAGGUGUUGGAGUUGGGCCAGUUCCUACUAGGACCAGUCCUCCGCCUCCUGAAGUAUCAAUUAACUUUUCAAGUUUAGGGGACACAUUCACAUAUCAGCAGCUCCUUCAAGCCACUGCUGACUUCAGUGAUGCAAACCUUAUCAAACAUGGCCACUCAGGGGAUCUCUAUAGGGGUAUCUUGGAAAAUGGGAUCUCUGUGGUCAUAAAAAGAGUAGAUGUGCAGUCCAUUAAGAAAGAGGCUUACUUACUGGAAUUGGACUUAUUCAGUAAAGUUUCAAAUCCUAGAUUGGUUCCCCUCUUGGGACAUUGCUUGGAGAAUGAGAACGAGAAGUUCCUGGUUUACAAAUAUAUGCCAAAUGGAGAUUUGUCAAGUUCCUUGUAUAGGAAAACCAGUUCAGAAGAUGAUAGUUUACAGUCAUUAGAUUGGAUUACACGAUUGAAGAUUGCGAUAGGAGCAGCAGAAGGUCUAUCUUGUCUGCAUCAUGAGUGCACACCGCCCUUCGUACACAGAGAUGUUCAAGCAAGCAGUAUACUCCUUGAUGAUAAAUUUGAAGUACGGCUUGGGAGCCUAAGUGAAGUUUGUCCUCAAGAAGGGGAUGCUCAUCAAAGCAGGAUUACCAGGUUGCUGCGAUUGCCACAGUCAUCGGAACAAGGCACUUCUGGUUCAGUGACAGCAACAUGUGCCUAUGAUGUUUACUGCUUUGGGAAGGUAUUACUUGAGCUGGUAACGGGAAAGCUGGGCAUGAGUGCAUCUAGUGAAGCCCAGCUGAAAGAAUGGUUAGACCAGAUGCUACCAUACAUCAGCAUUUAUGACAAGGAACUUGUGACAAAAAUUGUGGAUCCAUCUUUGAUCAUUGAUGAAGAUUUGUUGGAAGAAGUCUGGGCUAUGGCCAUUGUUGCCAGGUCCUGCCUCAAUCCCAAGCCUUCUAGGCGACCACUCAUGAGAUACAUCCUCAAGGCGUUGGAAAAUCCAUUAAAGGUAGUAAGGGAAGAAAACUCCAGUUCUGCAAGGCUUAGAACAACAUCUUCCAGAGGCUCUUGGAAUGCUGCUCUAUUUGGUAGUUGGCGUAGCUCAUCUGAUGUGGCAGUGAUUCCUGCAGGCUCCAGUACUAUACCAGAAGGAGGAAGUAGUUUUAAACAUUCAGGAACCUCAAAUUCACAGGGAAGUGGCCAAAAUGGUGGUGGUGAACAUUCAUCCUCGCAUAGACGGCAAUCCAGGGAGAUUUUCCCUGAACCAUCAUCUGAUGUGCAAGAUGUAGAGAGACUAGGUCAGGAAUAGCAGAGAUGUUGAUUGUUCUUGAUUCUUUGUUAAUAAUACAGCAGGCUUCCCAUUCGAGUGCCUGCAUGUUAUUGUUGGUACCCCAGUUUGUUGCCCAUGUUUUUGCAGUUGGUCAAGGUCUGGAGACAUUUUUGUAUAUCAGCUGGAGGUGUUUAAAAAGGUGCAUGUCUUCUGUGAAGAUUUUGUAUCAGGGCAGCAGUGUUAGGUGGUGGAUAAAAUUGGAUUGGGAAAGAUUUUGUAAGAAAAUGGGGUCGCUAAUUGCAGUAAUGGUGAUCAUUCGUUUGAAAGCUUGUUUUAACAAGCAUCCAUUUAUAUCUGUAACUGAUCUUUGCUUGUGGUCUUUUUUUUGUUGCCAUGUAAAGUGUAAUUGUCAAGGAUUUUAUCAUUCAAAUGAGGGUAUCAUUGUCAGAAACAUUGACAGGAAAAAAAAAAAAUUCACAGAGAUUAUACUUUUGGUUAUUUUC